Molecule: messenger RNA, 1345 nt
Organism: Pipistrellus kuhlii (Kuhl's pipistrelle)
Lineage: Eukaryota; Metazoa; Chordata; Mammalia; Chiroptera; Vespertilionidae
Product: NACHT, LRR and PYD domains-containing protein 12-like
Exons: 3
Biological process (GO): regulation of inflammatory response
Cellular component (GO): cytoplasm
Source: RefSeq, a predicted model, not a curated record
CGUCCCCGUCGGGGGUCCCUCUGGGGUCCCUCUGGGCCCGGCGCCCCCAUGCCGGGGCCCGCGCCCCCCGGGGACGGCCUGUGCCGCCUGGCCGCCUACCUGGAGGAGCUGGAGGAGCUGGAGCUGAGGAAGUUCAAGCUGCACCUGGCGGGGCUGGCGGCGGAGGCGGGGGAGCGCGCGGUGCCGCGGGGGCGCCUGGAGGCGGCGGGGCCGCUGGACGUGGCGCAGCUGCUGGUGGCGUACUGGGGGGCCCCGGCGGCCUGGCGCCUGGCCCUGCGCGGGUUCGAGCGCAUCCACCGGAGGGACCUGUGGGAGAGAGCGCGCGGGGAGGACCCGGUGAGGGAUGCCCCGCCCGGGGGCCCGUGCCCCCUGGGGAGCCAGCCCGCAUGCCCGCUGGACGCCUUAGCCGGACCGCCAAGAAAAGAUCCUCGGGAGAUCUACCGCGACCACGUCCGCAGGAGGUUCCGGCUGAUGCAGGACCGCAACGCGCGCCUGGGCGAGUGCGUGAACCUGGGCCGGCGCUACACGCGGCUGCUGCUGGUGCAGGAGCACCCCACGCCGCUGGGGGCGCAGCGCGAGCUGCUGGGCGCGGGCCGGGGGCCCCCGGGGGCGCGCCCCCGCCAGGCCGGCCUCGUCCAGGUGGACACGCUGUUCGAGCCGGACGCCGAGCGGCCCGAGCCCCCGCGCGCCGUGGUGGUGCAGGGCGCGGCGGGCAUGGGCAAGACCAUGCUGGCGCGCAAGGCCAUGCUGGACUGGGCGGACGGCCGGCUCUUCCGCGGCCGCUUCGACUACCUCUUCUACGUCAACUGCCGCGAGCUGGGCCGCGGGGGCCCCGGGCCGCGGCCGCUCAGCGCCGGGGACCUGAUCGCGGGGUGCUGGCCGGAGCCCGGGGCCGCGCCCCCCCUCGGGGAGCUGCUGCGCGCGCCCGAGCGCCUCCUGUUCGUCAUCGACGGCUUCGACGAGCUGCAGCCCUCCUCCCUCCAGGACGGGGACGCCUCCCGCGCGCCCUGGGCCGGGUCCUGCGAGGAGAGGCGGCCCCCCGAGCUGCUGCUCGGCAGCCUCCUGGGCCGGCGGCUGCUGCCCGCGGCCGCGCUGCUGGUGACCACGCGGCCCGCGGCGCUGGAGCGGCUGCAGCGGCUGCUGCUGCACCCGCGCCACGUGCAGGUGCUGGGCUUCUCGGCCGCCGGGCGCCGCGAGUACUUCCGCCGCUUCUUCGGGGACCCCGCGCGCGCGCGCCGCGCCUUCGGCUUCGUGCGCGACCACGAGCCGCUGCUGGCGCUGUGCUUCGUGCCGCUCGUGUGCUGGGUGGUGUGCACCUGCCUGCAGCAGCGCCUGGAGGCCGGCG